CUUCGUAAUAAAUGUGAUUAUAAUAAUUAUUUGUGAAAAUACACAAUGAAGAUACAAAUAUCAGCAGCGUUAUUACGGCAAUAUGCAAUCGUUUUAUCUGUUAAUCUCAAUGUUUUGGCAACCGGCGUCAGUCUGGGAUGGCCAUCACCCAUGCUGGUCAAACUACAAGAUCCAGAGAAAACGCCACUCUCACGACCUUUGACGGAUGCUGAGGGUUCAUGGGUCGUGUCUUUGGGAUUCCUUCUAGCAGCCGGGUCAAAUUUUGCGUCAGGAUACAUUAUAGACAUAAUAGGAAGAAAAUUUUGCAUUGUAGCAGUGUCAAUACCAAAAUUGUUAUCAGCAAUACUUCUAAUAUUCGCUACAGAACUAUGGAUGGUCCUUCUCGGAAGAAGUGUUAUGUUGAUGUCGGACAUGUUGGUUUUUCUCAUCGUGCCAAUUUAUGCAGCGGAAAUAGCGAGUAAAAACCAAAGAGGUGCUCUCGGUACUCUGCUCCAACUAUUUUCAUCUAUAGGAAUAUUAAUAUCUUUAGCAAUUGGUCCAAUUGUAUCAUAUCACGAAUUAAGUUACAUUUUACUUGGACUAAUUAUAUUAGCGAUGUUACCAGGCAUUUUUAUACCAGAAAGCCCAUAUUAUCUUCAUUUUGAUGGAAAAACCGAUGAUUCUUUAAAAAUUCUGUCUCUACUCCGCGGAUCCGAGACACAAGCAAAACAAGAAGUGGCAGACUAUGACCUAACAAUCGAUAAAAACUUUGACAAAAUUGCUUGUCUUAAAGACAAAAUAUUCGUGAAAGCUUUACUAAUUGCACUAGUUUUGUAUGGAGGCACACAAUUAGUAGGCUAUAAUGCUGUAUCGUUUUACUUACAAACUAUAUUAAUUUCAACAAACACUAAUGUUGUGCCGGGAGUGGCUUCAGCUAUCAUAGGUGCUAUACAAGUAGUGUCAAGCCUAUUUGUAACCUUGAUUAUUUCUUCGUUCGGGAGAAAGACGAUUUUGUUGGUGUCGUUAGCUGGAAUGUGUGUAGGAAUGUUUGGCUUGGGCGGUUUCUUUCAAACAAGUUCCCUAGAUGGCCAAAUCACUGGUUUUAUGAAUUAUUUGCCAAUUGUGUCUUUAUUGUUGGUUGUCAUCUGUUAUUGUGCUGGCAUUGGAUCAGUAGUAUGGCCGGCUACGACAGAAUUAUUUGAAGGCCAAGCAAGAGCUUUUGGCGUUUCAAUUGGCCUCACUUUCACCCAGUUAAUCAUGUUUCUGACAACGAAAUAUUUCUCCACAAUGACAAACGCUUUCGGUCCCGCGUCUACUUAUUGGUUUUUCGGAACCAAUUGCGUCAUCAUUGCGGUGGUGAUUGCAAUAUUUCUUCCUGAAACCAAGGGGAAGACUUUUGCAGAAAUUCAAAAAGCUUUGGGUAAAAAAGACACAAAACAGAACAUUACGGCUUAAGAGUUUGUAUAAAAUCAUGACAUUCAAAUAAAAUAGUGUUUUUGGCAGUACAUUGAAUCCUAUACGUUUUAUAUUAGUUAUAUAAUUUGUGCUGAGAGCUUUAUUAUAAUAAUAAUAAUCUUUAUUUCAAGUAUCAUGACUCAUAUUUGCUUGUAAUACAGCUUGUUUUCUUUGUAAAUACUUAUUAUAAAUCUAUAAUUAAUUAUGAUACAUUGCUGCACGAUUCCGUUAGAAAUAUUGCAGCAAUAACCUACGUAAACGCUGUCAAACUUUCUCGGAAUCUUCUUCAAGAUGCUGUUGGUACUGCCCAUCCACAUCUUUUGCGCAUAUGCGCAGAAAAACAAUCGACCCUUCUUUAUUUAUUUGUUGAAGUGUCAAAACUACUUUGCAAAUAUUAUUUUGUGAAUAAGUCCUACCAUAGCAUUUAAGUUCUCGAGCGUAAACCAAAUAAAAUAACUGUAUGACUGAAUGACAGAUUUGUCUUAAUGACUGCUAUUUAUACAGAAAAUUUGACAAUCAGGUUCGAUAUUUAUUUCGUUAGUUUUACUAAAACAUUUUGAACUAAGAUAAUUUAUGCGUCUAGAUAGAGGUCUCUUCCUGUUACACAACCGAUAAAAACAGGCCAGGUUUAAACUUUAGUGUGCGUGACAAGCUACGUGUUACACUCGCGAAUUGUAUGACACUUUGUGUUAGUGUGCGUGCAUUUCUCAAAACAGAUGUCAACUAUAAUGUCCAUUUUAUUCGACGUUUCCACAGCAGUCAUAGUCUAUCUAGACGUAUAAAUGAUCUAAUAUUUAAAAAAAAAUUGCAUGAAAUAAUGUAAAAGUUGGAGCGACUAGUAAUGUACCUGCACGAUAAGUUAAAAUAAACACUGAAUAAUAACACAAUAAAAACUACAAAAUAGUUUAAUUUUAUAGAAAUUUUAGCAAAUAAAAUCUCUUCACUACUGUGUUGCAUUUGCCGAAAUUUGUCGACUUACGUCUUUGGCAUUCUGUGAUAUCCUUGGACAUUCAUUGGAGAACAGUAAAAUGUUAAUCACAUCAGAGUUCUUGAGUCCAUGACACCUUAUUUCGAGAGUAGUUACGCCUGACAACUCGAUGAUGAUCAAAUAUCUAUUGGCCAUAAUAGACCAGUGUUGAUAAUUUUUUAAACCAAAAAAAAAUAAUAGUUGGAUGAAACCCAUUGGAAUUGGAAGGGAAUAUAACAAAUAUAAAAGGAAAAAUAAAUUAUGGGCGAUCUGAGGUCGGGAAGUGGCACAGCGGGGGGUGAAAAAAGUCAAAUGGCAAAGUUGUAGGUUAUAAAAAGAUUUGUGUUUACAAUUUUCUGACAUAACCUCAAAAUUUUUAUGUGAAAAAUUCAAUAAACCGAGUUCUUGGUUUGUUAUUUUUAUCCACUUUCCGACCUCUGAUCGCCCGUUAUUUUAUUUUUCCUUACAUUUUUGUUAUAUUCUAUUCCGUAUCCAAUGGGUUUCAUCCUACUUUUUUUUCACAUUUUAUUAUUUUCAAAGGCUUCAGCACUGGUCUAUAAGCCGACUGCGUGAUGUUCGCAAUGAUAAAUUUCCUCGUGACCGUCCAUCACUUAGUUUUCACAUUUCUAACUGCUUUGAGCUUGUUCAUGAAGAUUUAGUUUUAGUUAUAAUUGUUCUGUUUAAUUAUAAUAAUAUGUUUGUUCCUAUGCAAUGUUAAAUGUUUUAUGUGUGUGUCAAAAUAAAUUAAUAUUAUUAUUACUA
Molecule: messenger RNA, 3163 nt
Organism: Leptidea sinapis
Lineage: Eukaryota; Metazoa; Arthropoda; Insecta; Lepidoptera; Pieridae
Product: facilitated trehalose transporter Tret1-like
Exons: 7
Coding region: 46-1434 (462 amino acids)
Biological process (GO): transmembrane transport
Cellular component (GO): membrane
Molecular function (GO): transmembrane transporter activity
Source: RefSeq, a predicted model, not a curated record